GCUAUAAAAAGUCAAAAGACGCAGCCCAGACAUAACUUGACUUGAGUCUGGACGCAGGUAUCGGACAGUCGGGUGUGGAUCAGAGCUGAAUCUUCUCUUUUUGACCAAACUGAUUACAGCAUGUCCGAUAUGCUUGACGUCAGUACGAAGAACUAUCUGAACCUGCUCCCGGAUGAUGAUUCCUUGUUCUCGUCUCAGUCUCAACUCAAAGCCCCGGGGCACAGCCGGCUCAGCCGCUCGGCCUCCUUCUUCUCCCCCGACUGCGCGAGCCACAACCUGAGCGCGGAGCACGUCGGCGAUGACGGCAGCUCGGCCCCCCUGUGGCCCUCCAACAUCUGGAGCCAGGCCCCCGUCCCCAAGGCCAAGGCGGCCUUCAGGCCGGACCGCUCCAUGAGCCUGACGGAGUCCAGCAGCAGCCUGCUGCACCAGCUGAGGGCCCAGGAGGCCUUUCCGCUGGGCGCCGCCCCCACCGUGGCCCCCCCGCCCGGCUUCCCCCCCUCCUCCGCCCUCCCGGCCCAGCUCCCGCCGGUGCUGUCCGGCAACCGCUACAAGACCGAGCUGUGCCGCGGCUUCCAGGAGACGGGCAGCUGCAAGUACGGCAACAAGUGCCAGUUCGCCCACGGCGAAGCGGAGCUGCGGGGCAUGUUCCGCCACCCCAAGUACAAGACCGAGCCCUGCAGAACCUUCUACAACUUCGGCUACUGCCCGUACGGCUCCCGCUGCCACUUCAUCCACGAGGAGAAGCUCGGCGGCGCCCUGCUGCCUGCCAGGCUGCAGAGCCAGCUGGGUCCCAGCGAGGGUCCGGGCCCUCGCCACCCGCUGCGCCAGAGCGUCAGCUUCGCCGGCUUCCUGGGCUCCUCGCGCUGCUCGCCGCCCCCGUUCUUCCCCUCGUCCCUCGGCGACGCCAACGCGGGCUUCAGCCGCGCUCCCUCCGUGUCGCCGCCCCCCGCCGACCUCCUCUCCCCCGUCUUCCUGGACGCGGCGCAGUUCCAGUUCGGCGGCCGCCAGAGCCGCGCCAGCGCCGGAGACAUCCACGGCGUUCCCCUGAUCCUGGAGCCGAAGGCCUCGCGCUGCGUGUGCGGCCACGGGAAUAACGGCGGCGGCGGCGGCAGAGUCUUCGGCGGCGCGGAGGAGGACGGCCGCACGUUCUUCGGACCCCUGGGGGGCAGCGCCUUCACGAAGCCCCCCGGGCUCCAGCGCUCCUCCUCCGAGGACUCGCUGGAGGACAGCUACAGCAGCAGCAGCAGCGGGGGCUCCAGUGGGAGCGAGUCCCCCACGUUCGACGGCUCAGCCAUAAAAAGGCUGACGGUGUUCGAGCGUCUGUCUCUGUCUGACUGAGUGCAGCUCCAAAGACCACGACCGGCACUUGCCAGAGACACAACAACACUUCAAAUUAUUUAUUUAUGUUUGUAAGAAUAGAAUAGAAACUCAGACAAACUACACAUACUGAGAUUUUAUUACCCAGAUGUAAUUGUAUUUUUAUACUAAAACCUUUGUGUAGCUUCUCAGACCUUUGUAUGUGGUCUUCCAUUAGGUUUAACUCACUGCAGGUCUUGACAGGACCAGUCGUCUGGCUGGUCUGUUCUAUAAAUCAGUAAUUCCUGUGCCUUCGUAAUUCUCCCUGCUCGAAAGGCUUUUCACACUUUUUGCCAAAGACAGUAUGUUUGUCUCAGUAGCCUUCGUCAGCGAGACCUGACAUGUGUCACUGAUGCAAUUCUAAUCUGUGAUAUGCACUUUACAGCUAAUUGAAAUGGGAGAAGCUGUCGAUUCUCCCAGUAGCAUUCUACCAAAGCUUUAUACAUCACUCUUAUGUGUGUGUGUGUGUGUGUGUGUGUGUGUGUGUGUGUGUGUGUGUGUGUGUGUGUGUGUGUGUGUGUGUGUGUGUGUGUGUGUGUGUGUGUGUGGGGUGUUUGAGUGCAAAGGUGUGACCGUUGAUUUUUUUUUCUGAGACCUGGGGUGCAUAUGUAAGAUGCAGAAUGCAUCAUUUUGUUCGAUAACUUGUAAAUGCACCCCAUCUGUUAACGUUUUUUUUCUUUUGCUUUUGGAUUUGUUCCCUGUUUGCUCGACAACGUGGUUCAGGGACUUGGCAGUUCACAGUAUUCAUUUUGGUUAUCGGUUGCCUCGUGUUGUUUAAGUUAAAAAAUAUAUAUAUUUAUUUAUUUAUUUGUGUUUAACAAACAAAUUCAUUUUGUACUUCAUUUUAUUUAUAGAGAAAUUCUUCAAGAUCUGUGAAAUAUCAAUGUGACAGAAAAGAAAAAAAGAAAACUGAAAAAAGCAGAGUCUUAUAUUUUUAUUUGCCUUAAAGGGAAAAAUUAUUGUGAAUAAACAAAUGAAAUGAAA
Molecule: messenger RNA, 2340 nt
Organism: Betta splendens (Siamese fighting fish)
Lineage: Eukaryota; Metazoa; Chordata; Actinopteri; Anabantiformes; Osphronemidae
Exons: 2
Coding region: 121-1338 (405 amino acids)
Molecular function (GO): mRNA binding; metal ion binding
Source: RefSeq, a predicted model, not a curated record